AUGGCCUAUGCCCCCAGGAAUCAGAAGAAAAACCACUCCAGCAAGCUGCAAGAGCUGGCAUUGCUGCUACCUGUGGCCCCGAAGACUGGCACCAAGAAGCUCACUAAGAAGGAGAUUCUGCUUCACGUCCUGCACUACAUUCAGUACCUCCAAAGAAGCAUCGAUGUGGCCAAGGCCUUGCUCAAAUUCCACACCAGCGAUGGGGAAGGUGGACUUGGGGGGCUGGGUCGGAACCCAGCUGUGGGCCCAGCCAGGCGGAAACACUCAACCCCCUCCAGCUCCCCGUGCUCUCGGAAGUCUCGUCUUUGGGGGGCCUGCCGGAAACCUCGGAAGAAGCUGACUCGAGCACCAGAACGUCAGACCCGGGACCAGAAACCUCGCCGUUCCCUGGCCCUAGACAAACCUGAGAAGACGGUGACCACGUCCCCAGACCAGAAAGAAGGAAACGUGGGGGGGAUCACCACCCCUCCAAGAUGCCCAGACCCCUGGUGUGACCUCAAAGCUGCAUUUGCCUCAUUUCAAGGCGAUGGAGAAGGAGGAAGAUCCCAGCUGACGUUGCUGGAUAUAGCCGAAAACAUCGUCCUUGGUGACAUCGCAAGCUGCUGUUGUGCAAACAGUGCCCAGGAUGGAGAGCCUGACCCUGCUUUGGAGGCCCAGAGAGGGGCUGAAGGGAUCCAUUUCCUAAGCAGGAUACACCCCUAUUCCAGGCAGAAGCUGGUCUUCUGUGAUUCCAGUGAGGAGGUGGACAAGGAAGUCCCAGAUGCUGACCCGUGGCUUCCUGCCUGGACCCCAGAGGGCAGCCCUCAUGGGAGCCCAGUGGCCUUGGGGCCUCCCCAAAUCAAUAAUUGGAGUGUGACAGGCCACCCAAGUGAGAUCCUAGGACUAAGUCCUUCCCUCUUCAGCUCCCCUGGAAAAUUGCUGCCAGAACAGAUCUUGGAGGAUGGCAAUGAGUACCUGACCCAAGCUGGCCUCUUUGAAGAAGUGCUCUUAGAGCCUGAGUCUCGACCUUCUGCCUGUACCCUUGAGGCACCCCAAAAGAAGAGCGUACCUCUAGAGGCACCUGAAGCGCCCCCUGACUCCCACAGCCUGUGCCAGUCCUCGGUCUCACUGGACCACUGCUACCUCUCUUUGAGUGAGGCCAGCAAGGUGCAGUCCAGCCCCAGCACUGAGGAGAGCGACUUGGAGUCCCUGUGGGGGCAGGAAGAGGACAUGCAGGUCGACCCUGAGGGCUUGCAGUCCUCUAGUGAUGAGGAUGACGACUAUACAUGGACCCCCACCCGGAGGGCCUCAAUCCUGCCCACAGGUGGGAGAAAGACCAGGAAGGGCCGGACCAGCAAGGGCCCUUCGAAGCCCAAGGAGAGCAAGAAAGCCCCAUGUCCUACCCAGAUGAAGAAAAAGUGUGUGAACGGCUUCAUCAUGUUCUGCAGGAUGAACCGGAAGCAGUACAUUAGAGCCUGCCCUGGGACUGCAUCCACAGCGGCCACCAAGGAACUGGCCCAGCUGUGGCGGGUGAUGACCCUGCAGGAGCGGAGACCAUACUGCAUCAAGGCCCGCAGGUUCAGCCGCCAGCAUAACCGCAUUGUGAAGCAGGAGAACUCCAGCAGUGAGGACGAGGACUGGGAGACCCCCAAGCCUUUCUACCAGCUGCUGGCGGAGAAGGCACACAGCAACCCAGACCUGCCCCCCCUGCCGCCUCUUCACCCCCAGUGAGAGGGCUGUCCACCUAGGCGAGCUCCCUCACCCCAGCUUCUGCAGCACUCCUCGGAAACCAGGAGCCGGUGGUGAAGAGGCGUCUGUUCCCUUCUGGGCUUCAGCCCCUGCCACUGUGGGUCCCUGGGCCAGCUCCCGUGGGACUGGGGAAGAGGUGUAUUUAUUGACCCCUGAGACACUGAGCCCCCUUUCCACCCCAUGGUUAUUAGAGGAGCCUUAGGGUGGAAAGAAACCCUAGAUGAAAUGCAGGCAGGUGAUGCUGGAGAACAGGGACUCCGCUCUGCCCAUCCUGUCCCCAGAAUCAAAUGGUUUCAACCUGUUCAUGCUCAACUCGCCCCUCCCUGCCCCGUUCUAUUUAUAGACUAUUUAUUGUUUUAAACCAAAUAAAAGCAAGUGGAAUCCUUGUUGCCAGCAAAGGAAACAGGGUAGGCCUUCUGGUGUCUCCCUGCUUCUUUGGCCCUGGGUGGUCCUCCCACCCAGCUCUGGAGGCCUGCCAUGUCAGGGUCUACAGUUUGAAAGUCACCUCGCUGCCCACACCUUCCUCAGCCCAUGAGC
This is a messenger RNA of Marmota monax (woodchuck), 2265 nucleotides long. RefSeq names its product meiosis initiator (gene Meiosin). The transcript has 14 exons. NCBI's taxonomy places the organism in Eukaryota, Metazoa, Chordata, Mammalia, Rodentia, Sciuridae. The record is from RefSeq and is a predicted model, not a curated record. Gene Ontology annotation, molecular function: protein dimerization activity. The coding region runs from base 1 to 1710 and encodes 569 amino acids.